Molecule: messenger RNA, 1155 nt
Organism: Cladophialophora psammophila CBS 110553
Lineage: Eukaryota; Fungi; Ascomycota; Eurotiomycetes; Chaetothyriales; Herpotrichiellaceae
Exons: 4
Coding region: 1-1155 (384 amino acids)
Source: RefSeq, a predicted model, not a curated record
AUGUCUGCCAACUUCUGCCUGGUCCUGUCCAUCUCCUUCCUCAUCCUGUCUCCUCAGGUCUUCUCGCCGGCCUCAGCCACUGUGGAAGCCAACGUCUGUGCUUGGGACGGUGCAAUGCCCAUCCUGUACCACGAGUACGGCACUGAUGUGUGCCCGCCAAAGUUCAAGAUGGCACCGAAUGGCAUGGAUUGUGAAGACAACCCCAACGGCGGUUGCGCCAGCUACUGUGAGAUGCGGACCAAUUUUUUCUAUGGACAGGAGAAACCCUAUUCCUCGAUGCCCAUGUGCACUGGUGGACUGACAUGCACCUUGACCGAAUCCAAACACAUCGGCUACAACGUCAAGGCCAAGGUGAACGGCAACUUCAAGCAAGGAGCUUUGACAUUCGGCAUCACUGGUGGCUGGAAUACCAAGACUGGUCAGAGUCAGAGCUACAAGUACUCCAAGAGCCUCGAGCAUAACGAAUGUGGAUAUUUCACCUUCAUCCCAAUUCUGCACGAGUCAUGUGGAACUUACUCGGAAGGUUCACUUAUUGAUGGGAAGUGUCAUCAUACUCAAUCAAUUGGCAAUUCCUGCGGCACCCAAGCGGUCACGGUCGAGGAUCAUUGGUACUGGUUCACGCGUGUCGUCCGUGGUGUCGCCGUGUUUGUCUAUCUCGACUGCACUACUCUUGAGCCGCUGCCAAACGACCGUCAAGAAGCGCCGUUCAACCAGGAUGGUGUUCGCUUGCCUCGCGGCCUCCCCCUGGCGAAUGCUUUCAAGACCAUGUGGAACGUGUCGCGGGAGACUAAUGUGACGGCUCUGUCGGAUGCUGCUGUCUGCGACAACGACAUCCGUACCUACGCAGACGACUGUCUCGCCGCCUUCACUGACGUGUCCGAUCGUGGUGGUGACAUGGUUCCUACGGCCAAUGCAUUGAAGGGUCAAAGUCUCACACUAAGCAAAUCGGGGACCUGUGCCAUGCACCUCAGCUUCGACGAGGAUUGGAAGGUUCCUGUCUUUUGUGAGGUGUCCCUGCUAGAAGUCGCGGCCGCGGCCGAGUCGAUUUACGAGCUCUGCACUAGCAGCAACGAUGGCACAGUCGGAGGGAGUCACGUUGUCAGAAUCCCUGGUAAUUGCGGAUCCACGAUUAAGUUCCUGCCAGUUUCGGGGUGA